This is a messenger RNA of Clonostachys rhizophaga, 663 nucleotides long. Lineage: Eukaryota; Fungi; Ascomycota; Sordariomycetes; Hypocreales; Bionectriaceae. The record is from the annotation of a GenBank genome assembly.
AUGAUGUCCAAGAUUACAUUAUUAAGAGAGAAAGAGGUAUACCUCCGUUCUCUAGGGAAGAGACUCAAGCACAACGGAGAUCUUGCUCUUAAUGGACGCCAGGACACGCAAGCCGCAGUCACUAAUGGGAAUACACGAGCGGGAGAGCCUAAUACUAAGCUUGGAUAUGUUCUCCAUCUAGAAGGCACACUUGCAUUCAUGAUGAGCUUCUACGUCCAGGACCUUCACCGGACUCUGGCUAGCAAGGCAGCUGACCCCGGCAGCUGGGGAAGCUUACUUCCAUUGCUUGAUUUCUUACGGCGGAAAGAGGGCAGGGUGUUGCGGCCGCUGCACGCUGUGACUAUGCUGCUCCAGGUUAUCGCGUAUGACGAGAUAACCAAGGCCUAUACGACGCAGGACAACCCUAAGGAUGUGACUUUGCAGGAAUUUCUGAAGCAUAGACGGACUCGUGAGAAGAUUAUCCCCCAGCUACGCGAGUAUAAUGCGUCCAUCGACAGCUCUUUCCGCGCCAAUAUCACGCUUUUGACCACCGUCGAAGAUAUCGCCGAAGUUGUCCUGGGUAUCCUUCGCCGCUGGUGUGCUGACGAGGGAAUCGAUUACAAUGCGCAACUCAAUCUCCGUGAGGUCGGAGUGAAGAACAUCAUGGCUCGGGCACACCACUGA